Protopterus annectens (West African lungfish) is the source of this 2102-nucleotide messenger RNA. RefSeq names its product sorting nexin 2 (gene SNX2). The coding region runs from base 39 to 1610 and encodes 523 amino acids. Gene Ontology annotation, molecular function: phosphatidylinositol binding. Gene Ontology annotation, cellular component: endosome; endosome membrane. NCBI's taxonomy places the organism in Eukaryota, Metazoa, Chordata, Ceratodontiformes, Protopteridae. Gene Ontology annotation, biological process: early endosome to Golgi transport; intracellular protein transport. The record is from RefSeq and is a predicted model, not a curated record. The transcript has 16 exons.
CCCAGACCCGCUACACCGAAUCUCCAUUCACACAGAAGAUGGCGGCAGAGAGAGAACCUCCUCCGUUAGGAGACGGAGAUCAUACUGACUUCAGGGAGUUGGAUGAUGCGGAGGACCUGUUCGCUAGCACCGUCUCCACCUUGGAGUCAAGUCCAUCAUCUCCUGAACCAGCUAGCCUCCCUGCUGAAGAUAUUAGCACAAAAUCAAAUGGUCCAAAGGCAGCACAGAUUUUAUUGGAUGAUGACCAAGAAGAUCUUUUCGCUGAAGCUACAGAAGAAGUUUCUCUUGACAGCCCAGAGAGAGAUGCUAUACUUUCUUCAGACUCCACUCCUGCUAUCACCCCAGUAACACCCACAACACUAGUGACUCCAAGGAUGGAACCUAAAAGUCUUUCAGCCAGUGACUUGUUUGACAUAUCCAAGGAUGAGAUUGAAGAAGAACUCAACGGAGAUACUUUUGAUAUAUCUGUCUCUGUCUCGGACCCAGAGAAAGUCGGAGAUGGAAUGAAUGCAUACUUGGCCUAUAGAGUAACAACAAAGACUUCCCUGGCUAUGUUUAACAGCAGUGAAUUUUCUGUGAAAAGAAGAUUUAGUGAUUUUUUGGGCCUGCAUGGCAAGUUAGCAUCAAAGUAUAUGCAUAUUGGUUAUAUUGUGCCUCCUGCACCAGAGAAAAGUAUCGUAGGUAUGACAAAAGUCAAGGUUAGUAAAGAAGACCCAUCUUCUGCAGAAUUUGUAGAAAAAAGAAGAGCUGCUCUAGAGAGGUAUUUGCAGAGGACAGUAAAACAUCCGACCUUGUUGCAAGAUCCUGACUUAAGACAGUUUCUGGAAAGUUCAGAGCUGCCGAGAGCAGUUAGCACGCAGGCUUUGAGUGGAGCAGGAAUAUUGAGGAUGGUGAACAAGGCUGCCGACGCUGUCAACAAAAUGACAAUCAAGAUGAAUGAAUCGGAUGCAUGGUUUGAGGAAAAGCAACAACAGUUUGAAAAUCUUGACCAGCAGCUAAGGAAACUUCAUGCCAGUGUAGAAGCAUUGGUCUGCCAUAGAAAAGAGCUGUCAGCAAACACAUCUGCCUUUGCAAAAAGUGCAGCCAUGCUGGGGAACUCAGAGGACCACACUGCUUUGUCAAGGGCUCUGUCACAGCUGGCUGAAGUGGAAGAGAAGAUUGACCAGCUUCACCAAGAGCAGGCAUAUGCUGAUUUUUACUUAUUCUCAGAGCUGCUUGGUGAUUACAUCCGCCUCAUUACAGCCGUGAAGGGUGUGUUUGAUCAAAGAAUGAAGUGUUGGCAGAAGUGGCAAGAUGCUCAAGCUACAUUACUAAAGAAACGUGAGGCUGAGGCAAAGCUACAAUAUGGAGGCAAGCCUGAUAAACUUCAGCAAGCAAAGGAAGAGAUCAGAGAAGAAAUUGAAGAGUGGGAAUCAAAAGUACAACAGGGAGAGAGAGAAUUUGAACAGAUCUCCAAAACUAUUCGUAAAGAAGUGGGAAGAUUUGAGAAAGACAGAGUAAAGGACUUUAAAGCAGUUAUCAUCAAGUACUUAGAAUCAUUAGUGCAUACACAGCAACAACUGAUAAAGUAUUGGGAGGCAUUUCUACCUGAAGCCAAAGCAAUUGCCUGAAAGGAUGCCUGAAAGGAUUCCAUAUCUCAAGAUGAGAUGCAUAUUUCUCUUUGUUUACAGCUGAAUUCCACAUGAAGAGCACGAUAAGACAGCAAUUACAGAGCACUACCCAAAUAAAGCACUAUAUAUAUUUUAUAAUUUAACAUGUGGCUCAUUUUAUCCAGUGGCAUUUUACCAACAAGCUGCAUGCCCGGACUCAUCUGGAAUUCUGUGGACUGUGGCAUGACAUUCUGCAGUAUUUUGCUGAAUUGAACACUACAUUGUCUUAACAUUUUUGCACUAGGAGGCACAGUGCAGGGGCCAGAAAGUUUUAAGAUUUUAUCUUGUUUGAUUAAUGAACUACAUGACUGACCUUUAUGAAGCAGAUUAUAAUUUCAUUUAUAAAUGCUUAGCUACACAUUCUUGUACAGAAAUCAUGAAUUUGUGAUUAUGAUAAUAAAGGGAUAUACCUUAUGUCUCAUUGUAUGAUUGACAAUAAAGGGAUAUACCUUA